Messenger RNA from Myxocyprinus asiaticus (Chinese sucker), 3118 nucleotides. RefSeq lists its product as uncharacterized. The transcript has 5 exons. Lineage: Eukaryota; Metazoa; Chordata; Actinopteri; Cypriniformes; Catostomidae. Bases 1632 to 2351 code for a protein of 239 amino acids. The record is from RefSeq and is a predicted model, not a curated record. Gene Ontology annotation, biological process: response to bacterium.
AUCUGUACUGUUUGUGUUUUACAAACUGAUGUGCCUUUCUGUUAUCACAGUUGGCUGUACCUGAAGCCCAAAUGUAUUAUGUUCUGACUGCUGUAAAACACUCAUUUAUAGUGAGUGUAAGAGUAAAAAUACUUACCAUCUCAAAGAGUAUAUAGCAUCACUCUUGUAUGUUUAUACUUGUUUUCAAUGCAUCUGUGCAAGUAAAUAAACACAUUAUGUACACAGAAUAAUAGUUAGUAAGUACAUCACAAUGGUUGAUUUUCAUCUGAAGCAACUUGUAGUAUACACUAUUUAAUAGACUAUUUUUAUAAAAUAGUCAACUAUGCUUAACCAUGUGCUUAACCAAAAAUUAACCAUAGUUACUAUAUUAACACCAUAUACUGUAGUAACACCAUGGUUAAUUGCUUCAAAACUAUGACUUCUGCCAAAAAACAUGGGUUACUACAAUAUAACUAUAAUAAAGCCAUGGUUAAUUUGACCUGAAACAAACCUUUCAACUGACCGUCACAGUGUUUUAUUAACCUUUAUAUAGUUUUUUAUUUAUUAUUAUAAGUUGUAUUUAAGGAAAUGUUAAGAUUGGAGACAGAUGGGGAAAAGUGGGACAAAAGGCAGAACUGAACCCAGGUCAUCCGUAUGAAAAAAGUACAUCUUUACUUUUAACACACUACGCUAUAAAGCAAAACAGUGUAGUUUCAGAAGUUAAAAUCCUAUUUACUUUUUCCAUAAACAAAUUGAUUUUCAAUGAUAACUAUAAACCUUUUAAAAACCUGUUCAUCGACAGUAUAUGCUUCCAUAGUAUGCGUUAUUUCAUCUUCACUGUUUAAAAAUCGUGUUUGGUAACAGAAUUCCUGGUGAACGAGAAAGAUCCAGAACCAUGUUCAAUAUAGCCUAUUAGACGUGAUCAGGUGUGACCGCUCACUCCCAUGAAUGAUGCAGCCAAGUCAGUCUCCCUUCAUCCUUAAACUACGUAUAUAUUUGUACUUAUCUGAAUAUUUAGUAAUAAACGUAAAAUAUAUUUUUUCUAUACUUAUAAUCAACAACCUGAAAUCAAUAGUUUUAUAUAUUCCCAUUCUUUUUUUUAUUGACCUACAUCAUUUGCAUUGCUUCAUGGGAUUGUAGUUUGUGCCCUCAUGAAAGACAGUAAGUACACAGUCUUGUACCUUUUUCCUUGUGUCCAAUUUGUAAAUACCUUUUUGCCUAAAAUCAAAGAUUGUAUUGAUGUGAUUCACCUUGGAGCUGGUUGCUUUGGUUUAUGACUCAUUAUUAGGGCCAUAGUGUUCCUAAUAAAGUUACCAGUGAGUGUAAAAUUAUGGGUAUGGUUCAAAGUAAUCACCCAUGGUGUUUUGAAUGUAACAUCACACCGUGAAUAGUUAAAAAAUGACUUUUAAAGAUCUGUCCACUAUAGUGGACAUCAUACACCAGAGGAUUAAAUAUGGAUUCUAAAAGAAUAUUUAGCAUAUUUGACAAACACUGAUCUUGUAGUAUACUUAUAUCAACCAAUUAUAUUGAUUUAAUACAAAAAAUAAAGAGUGGAAAAAUAGAGUUCUGUUAGAGCAGGCCGAGCACCUCCCCCUCUUCUUGGUGCCUUUGAGGUUUUCAUUUAUAUUUGUGGUGUUUCCGCUCAAAGAAAGAUGUUUUUCUGUGGUAGAACGCAGAAGUUGUGCUCAAAUCAGGGUUACAAAAUGAAGAUCUUGCAGCUUCAAAUCUAUCUAUUCAUGUGGAAUGAAGUCACAGAGGCUCUAACAAAAAUACAAGCAUCUUCAGGUGAUAAUGUGACUUUAACCUGUAAACUUGAUAUAAAGGAGAUUUACUGGUACAAACAGAACUCACCGGAUCCUCCAGUGUUGAUAUUACGCUCUUUCAGUAGUACAUAUGAAGGAGCUGAUUAUGAAAACAGCAGUUUCAAACACAAAUAUUCACUGAAAUCCAACAGCUGUUUGUUUAUCAAAAAUAUCACCACUGAAGAAUUAGGAGUUUAUUACUGUGUGAAAGUUGAUACACCACUCAAAUUCAGCAAUGCCACCAUAAUCUACAUCGCCGAUUUUGUCUACAAGAAUCAGACAGAGUCAGAUGAUUCUCUACAACUUCAGACAUCAUGGAACAGUCUUACCAUCACAUCUGUCUUGCUGAAUGCUUUUUUGAUCAUUGCAGUAAUUGGACUGGUGAAGAUCUGCCUUGAUGCAACGAGAAGACUUAAAAAGACUUCAAAUAAACCUCAGAGUACCACGGCAGCUCAAUACUCAAAUGAUCCACAGUAUGCUGCAAUCAGUUUCCCCAUGCAACCCAGUGGAACCAGGCCUUGUCAGGACCAGAGCAUCUACUCUCUUCUACGGCCAAUAGAAGCUGUAUGAAGAAAAGGAAGAAAAGCAGGUUGCGUAAUAGCCUCAGUAUUUAUAUUUUAAUUGUUUAACAAUGUUACAAGAUGUUUCUUCAAUGGAUUUGAAUUAUUUGUGUUAAUUGUGUUCAUAUGGUCUCAAGUUUGGCCACAUCGAAUUUAAGUUUCUCUUGGUCAUGUCAUAGUUUUGAUGAAGUUACUAUUAUUAUAUAGACUUCAGACACAGUCACAUUGAAUUAAAUCCUAAAGUUUAUUACACUUUUUGUUUUCUUUUUUACACAAAAAACUAUUCUGUGUUAUAAAAAACAUUUACUGUAUGAACACACAGAGUAAUCAAUUCAUAGUAAUGUUCAGUUCUGAGACUGUUUGUAACACAUUACAAUAAAGUUUAAAGAUCAUUAUAAUUAAAAUAUAAUUAAAAUGCUAAAUGCAUAUAAGGGAGAGAGGAAUAGUUGUCACAUGGAUAAGUGGUCACAAAAGGCCAUAUAUCUCAAUGACUAUGAGGUUUAGACAAUUUAAAAUAGAAAUAUCUGGGAAAUUGUAUUUUGUACUGUACAAAUGGUCUUGUCUGUUGAAUCGUGUUUAAAUGUGGUCAGCGGAUGUCAUGAUGAUAAAUGUAGCGAACUAGAUAAUGACUAAGAACCAAAAUGAUUGCCCAAGAUUGUGUAAUUUAUGUGAAGAGUUAUUUGUCCCAAGUUAUUUGCUACUUUAUUUUUCUGUUUGUCUUGCCUUCAAAUACAGCUGAAGUGGAAAUCACAUUAAAAAAAAAUCUCAAUAAACGUA